AUGGAACAAAUUUACAAUACACGUUCGAUAAUGCAGAAACUAAUCGAGUGCAAUUACUCAGUUAUUAAUAAUAAAACGGCAAGUUUGCGUUGGAUUAUAUUUUGCGCUUUAAGCUUAAUAAACGCUGUAAGUUGCAGUGAAAAACUUUUCACGAAGGAUGAAUGUGAGAAUAAUCCUAUGCAAUUGCUUCAAAAUGAAAAGUUACUUAACUUUCAAAAGCUUGAAAAUGAACUUUUGGAGAAACGAAAGGAAUUGGAUGCACAAUUACAUAUUUUAUAUUUAGAAAAUCAGAAGUUAGAAAGGGUGCUUAACGAUAAUAUAGAUUUUAUAACAAAUAUUGAUUCUCAACUUGAGCAUGAUGUUCCUUCAUAUUGUGUGAAUUGUAUCGGGGAAAGCUUCGAAGGAAAAUCGAAAAAUUCCCUAAGUUCAGAAUAUUCUAGAGAUAGGAAAGAUGAAUUUGAUUCAUAUAUGCAAUCAGCGGAAGAUCAAACACCUCAACUUAGUGAUCAUAAAAGACUAGAGUCAAUUAAACACCAAAUACUUUUGAAGCUUGGACUGAAAAAUAAACCAAAUAUUUCAACAAGCAUUCCAAAGCAGUUAAUUUUUGAUGCCCUCCAACGAAGUAGUGGAUUAUCUGGAAAUCUCAAGGAUAAUUUAACUUAUAAAUCGACAAAUCAUAGAGAUCAUUUUCAAACUCUUGAGAAAAGUGUUGACACAAGAGAUCGCGGCGACGAUAAUAAAGAAUUUAUGGAAUCAUUAACUGAAGAUGAUCAGGAAGUGGAUGACUUUUAUGGGCACACUAGGGAAAUUAUAACAUUUGGCGAAAGAGGUUCAUCUGUAAAUGGACAUCACCUUAUUGAGUUUUCCACGUCAAUUGAUAAGCAGGCUGAUCUUAAACUUUCUUCAUUAAAAAUUAGAGAAGCCACUUUGUGGAUUAUGGUUGAAACAUCAAAUACAGUACCUUGGCACAACAGAAAACAGAGGAAAGAUUUUCUGAAGCUAAAUCAAAUGUACUUGGAGAAAAGCUUCGACUUUUCAACCUAUGCUAACGUUCCCUUAAUAAAGAAUACGAAAAUGAAGAAUAUAGUUAAGAAACGAAAGCGGAAAAAAAGAGAAAAAUCCGGCAUUCGUUUUGUUAACAUAAGAAACAAUAGUGCUAAUCAUAUCAAUUUCGAUAACCAUAAUGAUGAUCAUAUCAUUAAAAAUAGUUACAAUAAGAGCAUAAAGCGUAAAUUAAAUCAAGUUAAUCUAGCAUUUGACAAAAGCUUCAAUUAUACUUCAGAUAGUCAUGAAAUGAAGCCCACAAUUUGGGUGUUCAGCAUAAAGAGCAAUGACUUCAAUGGUGCCGUUCCUGAUCAGGAAUUUGAUGAGAAUGCACAUCUCAUUGUGUCAAAAACCAUUGCAGUCAGAGGUGUUGGAUGGCAAAAAAUUGAUAUCACAAGUCAGGCCUUGGGUUGGGAUGAUUGGAUUAUUGCACCAUUAGGAUAUUAUGCAAAUUAUUGCAGCGGAAGUUGUGGCGGAAGUUUAAGCAGAAGUCCCGAUACUUUCCUUACAUAUUAUUCACAUGUUUUUCACGAAGUCCGGAAAUAUAAUAAACUAAAUGGAAACCAACUUUGUUGUGCACCUCUUAAGUUUUCAAGUAUGUCUCUUAUAUAUUUGGGACCUGACUCAAGAGUCAUUAAACGGGAUUUACCAAAAAUGGUUGUUGAUGAAUGCGGAUGUCCAUAA
Molecule: messenger RNA, 1728 nt
Organism: Clunio marinus
Lineage: Eukaryota; Metazoa; Arthropoda; Insecta; Diptera; Chironomidae
Source: the annotation of a GenBank genome assembly